Molecule: messenger RNA, 2409 nt
Organism: Aspergillus welwitschiae
Lineage: Eukaryota; Fungi; Ascomycota; Eurotiomycetes; Eurotiales; Aspergillaceae
Gene: dbp4
Product: RNA-dependent ATPase HCA4
Exons: 1
Coding region: 1-2409 (802 amino acids)
Biological process (GO): rRNA processing
Cellular component (GO): nucleus
Molecular function (GO): RNA helicase activity; ATP binding; nucleic acid binding
Source: RefSeq, a predicted model, not a curated record
AUGGCUCCGAUCAACGGUUCCCGCAAUGGCAAACACUCAAAGCCUCAGCGCGGCGGUAACCUGAAGCGCAAGCGUGUCCAAGAAGAUUUAAACUCUCUCAUCAAGAAGGUCGAGGAUCUGGAUGUCAAGGAAACCAUCGAACAAUUUACCGAUCUGCCCUUGUCUGAACCCACCGCGUCCGGACUUGCCUCGUCCCACUACAAGACGUUAACCGAUAUUCAAUCCCGUGCGAUCAGCCAUGCGCUUAAGGGCCGCGAUAUUCUCGGUGCCGCAAAGACGGGAAGCGGCAAAACGCUAGCCUUCCUGAUUCCCAUCCUGGAAAACCUAUACCGCAAACAGUGGUCAGAGCACGAUGGAUUGGGUGCCCUGGUUCUGUCUCCCACCCGCGAACUCGCGAUUCAGAUCUUCGAAGUCCUCCGCAAAGUCGGUCGCUAUCAUACGUUCUCCGCCGGUCUGGUUAUUGGUGGGAAGAGUCUGCGGGAGGAGCAGGAGAGACUGGGACGGAUGAAUAUUCUGGUGUGUACGCCUGGUCGCAUGCUGCAGCACUUGGAUCAGACUUCUUUCUUCGAGACGCACAACCUGCAGAUGCUCGUGUUGGACGAGGCGGAUCGCAUCUUGGAUAUGGGUUUCCAGAAGACUGUGGACGCUAUUAUCGGCCAUCUUCCCAAGGAGCGCCAGACUCUACUUUUCAGUGCCACACAGACGAAGAAGGUGUCGGACUUGGCUCGACUGAGCUUGCAGGAUCCCGAAUAUGUGGCUGUUCAUGAGGCGGCCUCCUCCGCGACGCCGUCCAAGCUUCAGCAACAUUACGUCGUUACGCCCCUCCCGCAGAAACUCGAUGUUCUAUGGAGUUUUAUUCGGAGCAACCUGAAGUCCAAGACGAUCGUUUUCCUGUCAUCAGGAAAGCAGGUGCGCUUUGUCUACGAAUCCUUCCGUCACAUGCAACCCGGUGUUCCGUUGAUGCACCUUCACGGACGUCAGAAGCAGGGUGGUCGACUCGAUAUUACUACCAAGUUCUCCUCGGCGCAACAUGCAGUUCUGUUCGCCACCGAUGUUGCUGCGCGUGGUCUGGACUUUCCGGCCGUCGACUGGGUCAUCCAACUGGACUGUCCUGAAGAUGCCGAUACCUAUAUUCACCGUGUUGGUCGUACAGCAAGAUACGAGCGCGAUGGUCGUGCCGUGCUGUUCCUGGAUCCUAGUGAGGAGAAGGGCAUGUUGAAGCGUCUGGAGCAGAAGAAGGUCCAGGUCGAACGCAUCAAUGUCAAGGCCAACAAGCAACAGAGCAUUAAAGAUCAGCUGCAAAACAUGUGCUUCAAGGACCCCGAAUUGAAGUAUCUGGGCCAGAAGGCCUUUAUUUCCUACGCUAAGUCGGUCUACGUCCAGAAGGACAAGGAGAUCUUCAACAUCAAGGAGCUGAAGCUGGAUGAAUUUGCGGGCAGCUUGGGACUUCCGGGUGCACCUCGCAUUAAGUUCAUCAAGGGUGAUGAUACCAAGGAGCGGAAGAACGCGCCCCGUGCUACGGCAUACCUGUCCAGCGAUGACGAGUCUGACGAAGAGGGUGAAAAGAAGAAGACCAAGAAGGAUGAGACGCAGGUGCGGACGAAGUAUGACCGCAUGUUUGAGCGUCGGAACCAGGACGUGUUGGCCGACCAUUACCACAAGCUCAUUAACGACGACGGCACGAUGGUGGAAACUAAUAAGGCUACUGAGGAUGCGGAUGAAGACGACGACUUCUUGUCCGUCAAGCGUCGCUACGAGGCCGGUGACAAGGAUCUGGAUGUCGGAGGAUCUAGCUCGGAGGGUGAGGAGGAUGCGGACGGAACGGAGAAGAAGGGAGCCAAAGUGGUCCAUCUCGAUGGCAAGGAGGCCCUGGUCAUUGAUUCGAAACGCCGCGAGAAGCUGCUCAAGUCGAAGAAGAAGCUUCUCAAGUUCAAGGGCAAGGGCACGAAGCUUAUCUACGAUGAUGAGGGCAAUGCUCACGAGCUGUACGAAAUGGAGGACGAAGAACAGUUCAAGGCCAAGGGCGACGCCAAGGAGCAGCAGGCGAAGUUCCUGGCGGAGGAAGCGGAGCGCACUCGGCAAGCGGAUUUGGAGGACAAGGAAGUCGCCAAGCAGAAGAAGCGCGAGAAGAAGGAGAAGCGCAAGGCCCGCGAGCGCGAGCUUCUUGCGAUGGAGGAAGAAGGAGGGGAUUUGGUCCAGAUCCCGUACAAGGAGGGCGGACUCGCUUCGGACGAAGACGAGGAGGUACUCCGGCCCAGCAAGAAGGCGCGAGUCUCCUUUGCAGACGAAGCAAGCGAGGAGGAGCCCAAAUCCAAGAAGGCCAAGAAGUCUCAACCAGCUGGCAAAGCACCGGAGCAGAUCGAGACUCUGGAAGAUCUGGAGUCGCUGGCCGCUGGCUUGCUGGGGUGA